AUGCCGGGAUUCACUAAUGGAGCCAAUGGACAUUCGGGCUCUGCCCUAUGCUCCCUCGAUGAGUUUGUCUCUCAGGAGUAUGACUAUGUAAUAGUCGGUGGCGGCACUGCAGGUCUUUGCGUGGCCGCCAGAUUGACGGAGAAUCCAGAUGUCAAGGUCGGAGUUCUCGAGGCCGGUGCGAACCGUAUGGAUGACCCGCAGAUCAGCACACCGAGUCUGUAUCCCACACUGAUCGGCCGAGAGAAGUAUGACUGGUGCUUCCAGAGCGUCGAGCAGCCGACAGCCGGGAACAAGCGGAUGUCGCAACCUCGCGGGAAAGUCUUGGGCGGUUCGUCGGCCAUCAACUACCUCAUGUACGUCCGCGGGUCGAAGGAGGACUAUGAUGGCUGGGAGUCGUUAGGAAACAAAGGCUGGGGCUGGGAGGGUAUGGCGCCUUACUUCAGGAAGCACCAAACGGUCGACAUAACCGGAAAGGAAUCGAAGAACCAGAAGUUCAUGCCGAUUGCCGCCAAAGACAAGUACCACGGUACCAACGGCCCCAUUCACACUUCGUUUAAUGACUAUUACGAGCCAUUUGAAGAAGACUUCUGCACAGCGGCCUACGAGGUGGGCGGCAAGGAAAGCACGCUUGAAGAUGCCUGGUCGGGGGAUCAUAUGGGCUUCUACUCAUCGCUUGCCGCCGUCAAUCGAACGGACGACAAGGGCAAGCGAAGCUAUGCCGCCACGGGCUAUCUCCGACCGAACCUUGGGCGCCCGAAUCUUAAAGUGCUGACGGAAGCUUUGGUGACGAAGGUCGUGCUCAAUGGUAAGGCGGCUGAAGGCGUAGAGUUUGUGCACGACGGUCAGAGGAAGACCGUUAAGGCCUCCAAAGAGGUCAUUGUAUCUGGAGGAACAAUCAGCAGCCCACAAAUCCUCGAGCUUUCUGGGAUUGGUGAUCCAGAAGUCUUGCAGGCCGCUGGAGUGGAGUGUUUGGUCGAGAACAAGCGCGUCGGUGCCAACUUCCAAGACCACGUCCUCGGUGGCAUGCUUUAUGACCUGAAAGAGGGCGUCCAGUCUCUCGACUCAUUGCACGACGAGGAAUAUCAGAAGGCCAUGGAUGAAGUUUAUCAGAAGACCGGAGAGGGCCCGUACGGCUCACCCGGCAUGCUGAUGGGCUUCGUCUCAUACGCCUCGUUGGUUGGGGAAGAAGAGUUGAAGCGGACCAUCGACGAGAUCCGAAAGAAUUCAUUCGCGAAGACGCAGUUCGAGAAGGAGCAGGAAGAGGUUAUUAUCCGCCAACUGUCGAACCCAAACUUUGCGAACAUCCAGACUUUCUGCAUCGGAUGUCAGCUGGACGUGAGCGGCGGAGAUUCUCAGAUUCAGUUCUUCUCGGCGCCGCCGAAGGGAAAAACGCGGGUGUCGCUUCUUGUCUGCCUCGAGCAUCCGCUGUCUCGUGGCACGGUCCACAUCACGUCAUCCGACCCAGCUCAACACCCUCGCAUUGACCCUGGCUACCUCCGCAACCCAGCAGACGCUAAGAUACUAGCCGAAGCCAUCCAGUGGAUGGAUAAGGUUGCCAAUCAACCCGUCAUGAAGAAGAGCCUCGGAGAGCGAGUCUUGCCGCCGCAGAAUACGAGCAUUGCUUCGGAAGAGGAGCGGAUCGAAUAUGUCCGCAAUCAUAUCUCAACGCAGUAUCACCUUAUAGGCACCUGCACAAUGGGGGAGGUAGUCGACGAUCACUGCAGGGUGAUCGGUGCUGAGAAGCUCCGCGUCAUCGAUGCCUCGAUUAUGCCCGGCCACGUCUCUGGCAAUAUUAUGUCCACCACAUAUGCCCUUGCCGAGAAGUCGGCAGACAUACUCAAGGCGGACGACGGACGCUAUUUGAGCAAGGUGGACUCGGCGGUAGCAUGA
Baudoinia panamericana UAMH 10762 is the source of this 1890-nucleotide messenger RNA. RefSeq lists its product as uncharacterized. Lineage: Eukaryota; Fungi; Ascomycota; Dothideomycetes; Mycosphaerellales; Teratosphaeriaceae. Gene Ontology annotation, molecular function: flavin adenine dinucleotide binding; oxidoreductase activity, acting on CH-OH group of donors. The transcript has 6 exons. The coding region runs from base 1 to 1890 and encodes 629 amino acids. The record is from RefSeq and is a predicted model, not a curated record.